AUUCAAGCAAUCUGACCUGGUGGAGCCGGAGCAUUUUAAUAGAAGCUAUUACAUUUCAAGUUUAAAGUUCAGUAAGAACAUCACCAGCAUCAACAGGGCUGUGGUCUCAGCACCAUCUGAAAACUGUCAUGCUGCGGGCUGUACCAGAGCAGGGAUUGCUGUUGAAAGCAGAACUAAAAUCCACAAACAAGACCCUGGAGAAGGUUCGGUCUACAUCCAGGUUCUGCAGGAUUAAGAGCGAUGUUAACAACAUUGUCUACAAACUAGUUGGAUCUUUAGACAAACUGCAGAGGGUCCAGAACAGGGUCUGUGAUUCAGUACAGUACAAGGUUCUGAAAGGACUUGGUCACCACAGAGAAGGAACCAGGUCUGUAGUCCUUUAGUCCUGAAAUCCUUGGUUCCUGGGGCUCAGCGAGAUGUUGGAGCAUCACCCAGACUACAUCAGGUUAUGACGUCAGAGCAACAAGCUCUGUCUGGAUCAACACCAGAAUCAUCUGGAUUCAAAUAUCGAGUUUUUACUUUUAAUAAUAACUUCUUCCUAUUAUUGAUCUAAUUUCUGUGCAGCGAGCAGAACCGACCUGAGCCUAAAGCUCUUUAACCGAACUAGAGUGAGUGGAUUAGAACCUUCUCAGUGACAUCACCGUCAGAUCAGAACCGAUCAGUGUGAGGAUGUGUUGAUAAAGUGUCUUCUGGGUGGAGACCUACCUGGAGAGGAGGAGGAGGAGGAGGGAUGUACUAGAACCAUCCAGUUUGGUUCUGAUCACAGCAUCAGAAAACAUCAUUUAGACUUUUUCUUUACUUUAAAUCAUUUUAAAUGACGUCAGCACCAGCAUUCCGUCACUUUCGCUGACGCUUCUCCGUGAACGAACUUUCCUGGUUCCGUUCUGACAUGGAGCUCCCAGCCUCCGAACGCUUCUGUUUCUUCAUCGACUCGCUGCUGUCACUCAGGCCGCCCGGAGCGCUCCUCUCGCGGGCAGACCCUCCGGAGCUCAGGAGCGGCAGCUCAGCGCCUCCUUCGCCGCUGAUGGAGCCGGUUCCCCGACAGGAAUGUCUGGCGCUGCCCGGUCCGGUCCAUCGGCCCCGCUGUCUCAGCUCUUCCUUUCUGAUCCGGGACAUCCUGGGGGACUGCCGGUCAUGUUCUGACCUGGGACAUCCCGAACCUCGAGCCGAGCCGUUCCAAUCCGGACCGGAUGACAACAACGAAGUCGGAGUACAUGGUGGCUCGGAACCGCCGGUACCAGGACACCUGAAGAAACCUCGGAAGGCCCGGACAGCGUUCAGCGAGCAGCAGCUGACCCGGUUAGAGAGAAGCUUCCAGAAACAGAAGUACUUGAGCGUCCAGGACCGGAUGGAGCUCGCUGCCUCUCUGCAGCUCAGCGACACCCAGGUCAAGACCUGGUACCAGAACCGCAGAACCAAGUGGAAACGACAGUCUGCAGCGGGCUUGGGCUUUCUGGCUACAGCCAGCCGGGUGUUCCUUUCACCUCACUUCCUAUGUCCUCUGACCCCGCCCACACCGGACCCGUACCUGAGCCGAGGCCACGCCCACCUGACUGAAGUCCUCCGCCUUCCGCCCUGCGCUCACAUGGAGCUCCUCUGACACUGGGAGGACUGGGAGGAAGGUUGCAGAACUCUUUGGGACGCUAUCCAGUAAAUGAACCUAGACCGGUUCCCCUGAUGUCAAUCAAAAAGGACAGCUUUGUCCUCUUGUUUCCAUGGAAACGAACCGAACUAAUGAGAAAAUGGACUCAUUCUGCCAACACACGGAGUGGUUGCGUCCAUCAGAACCUGACUGAUGGACGGUUCAGACACAAACCUGCAAUGUGUUGUUAAAUUUUUUCAGGUUUUCACUGAUUAAUUAAAGGUUCUGAUGCACUCUGGAAGUAAGUUUUACUGGAACCAGUUCCGAUCUGUAUGAAUAGACCCGUCCAGAUCGUGUGAAGGUCCAGGUGUGUCUUAAGUGGUUGGAUACUUGAAGACAAACACAAGAGUUCAGAGGCGUCUCAUCACAGACAAAUGUUGUCUGAAGGUUCUGUCCAUUCAGUGAGGUCCAAUCCUGAAUUGUUACAAUGACUCGAUUACCAGCUGGUCAUUUGUGGGCUGAUCCCAGUAAAACAUGGGUUUCUGUUUCUGAACGGGUCCCUGGUGCUUCGAAGUCUGACCAGGAGUUCUCUGUGGUGUAUCUUUGCUUCAGACUGGAUCAGAACCAAUCUGAGCAGAACAUUUUCUUUUGGUUUCGAUUUGUUUUAUUGUGGUUUUAUUCAUGGAGGUCGUUCAGGACUCAGGUUCAGAUUUAGAAAGCAUUUGGACUGGUUAUUUAAUGGACUUGUUUUCUGGUCUCUUUAGAACAACUCUGUAUAUGUUCUGGAAGGUCCAGUUCAUAAAACAUCAAACUGAGAACAGCAAAAUAGCAGUGACAGGUCAGUAGGGGGCGAUAAAUAAGAAACUUUAUAAGGCGGUUCAGAUCACAUUCCUGUUUGGAUUUCACUUCGGAACCAGAACUGAUUUAGCCGUUUUAGACAUUGGCUGUUUCACCUAAGACAUGAUGGUUCUGGUUCAAACCCAACUUUGAUUAUGGAGUUUGAAAUCAGUUCUGAACAUGAAUGUUUGAGAUGAACACAGAUUUUCCCGCUCAGCGACACACCCGCUGAGAAGCUAACUGGUAAUUGGCAGCUCCAUAGUCAGAAACGUGGCACUAGAGACACCAGCGACCAUAGUCAAAUGUUCCACUGUUGCCACAUACAUGCUCAGAACGACUCGACCCAAUAAUAAACCAAGAGAGAUCAUAUUUCUCCUAUUUUAGCUUCCCUUCAUUGGCUCCCUGUUAAAUCCAGAAUAUAAUUUAAAAUUCUCCUCCUCACAUAUAAAGCCCUUAAUGAUCUAGCUCCAUCAUACAUCAGA
Girardinichthys multiradiatus is the source of this 2901-nucleotide messenger RNA. RefSeq names its product BarH-like homeobox 1a (gene barhl1a). Bases 890 to 1600 code for a protein of 236 amino acids. Lineage: Eukaryota; Metazoa; Chordata; Actinopteri; Cyprinodontiformes; Goodeidae. The transcript has 3 exons. Gene Ontology annotation, biological process: regulation of DNA-templated transcription. The record is from RefSeq and is a predicted model, not a curated record. Gene Ontology annotation, molecular function: DNA binding; DNA-binding transcription factor activity, RNA polymerase II-specific.